Molecule: messenger RNA, 6161 nt
Organism: Alligator sinensis (Chinese alligator)
Lineage: Eukaryota; Metazoa; Chordata; Crocodylia; Alligatoridae
Gene: ATP6V0A1
Product: ATPase H+ transporting V0 subunit a1
Exons: 18
Coding region: 1506-3656 (716 amino acids)
Biological process (GO): vacuolar acidification; proton transmembrane transport
Cellular component (GO): vacuolar proton-transporting V-type ATPase, V0 domain; plasma membrane; vacuolar proton-transporting V-type ATPase complex
Molecular function (GO): ATPase binding; proton-transporting ATPase activity, rotational mechanism
Source: RefSeq, a predicted model, not a curated record
GAAUGUGAAGCCAUUUCUUGUCCAUAACAACAUGAUGAUGAUGAUAAUGAUCCUUUUCUCAGUCUUCUUGUCUUUGCUUAUGAAGAGCAGCAUGAGCUGGAGAGAUUUCUCUGAAUCUUUUACCAUAAGCACCCUAGAAUAUGUGAGCAUAAAAGAAGACUGGAAAAGUAACGGUUAAUGGCAUGCAGUCCCUUGUCUCCCUUUCCUCUUAACUUUUUCUCACCAUCUGCUUGUUUUUGUUUUUGUUUAUGCAUCUGUCAUCCCCCUCUGGGUUCUGGGUUAAUAAGUUAGGUGGUGAAAUCAAUCCCUUUUAGUUGUGAAAAGUGAAGGAGUUUCCUUUGCGCUGAAAGGGGCUUGAAUUGUAUGUGCUGCUCACAGCUAUCCAGAGCAUUUGUAGAAGACACCUACCUACUGCUUGUUUUUUUUUUCUUAUUGCUAAUUGAGAACAAUGAAGUUAAUUUUUAGAGUCUUAAAAUUAAUGGCAGCCUAAUGUGUGCAUAGUGAACAAGCGUCUCUUAAAUGGAUCAACAUUAAACAUUGCAUCUUCCAAUCUGUUGCCUUAUUAGGUAUAGAAAUGUGAAGGGUUGAGCUUUUCUCCCCCUUAAUUUGUAAUUAAAAUCAUCCAUGACAGCUAAUUUAUAUUAGUGAUGUUCCACUGCAAGCUGGUCAAAAUCACAGUAGGGAAGGGACCCUGUAGAGUGAUCAGUCCUCUCCUCAUCCUGCAGCUUGGCUGGAUCAAUCUUGCUUUGCAAAGUCUCCUGGCAGUUAGAAUAGGUAGGCUGGAGUUAAAUUUCAUAGUAGUUGAAUAACUCGACCUGCCAAAGAUGAAAUUCUCUGUUGCUAAGUCCUGCCCUCUGUAGGGCAUGGAGCAUCACUAACAAUCCAGUAGCAGCACAUGUUUUCUUACUAAUAAAUGCAAUGCAAGCCCCUUUGUUAAAACUGAUCCUGUUCUUUCUAUCUGUUAGUCUUAGAAAUGCUGCCACUUUACUUUCAAAGUAUCAUUUAAUUUUUGGUUUGCUGGGGUGGUGGGUGUCUGUCUGUCUGUGUUGUUUUGGGGCACCAAACUUGUCUCUCUUUGGUUAUGUUCCUUCGUGAAACAUUAAGGUUUCCAUACAGUUUACUCUAAUUUGGCUUGAUUGCCCAAGGUGGUGUGAUGGAUUGGAUUGGCCCAGAAAAUAAAAGUUUUUUUCCUUAUUAAUCUUUUUAAAAGUAAACUGAUGGUUACCUUAAAAUCUUUCUUGGUUUUGGGGGUGGGUGUGGGGGUUCUUUUUUAAUUUUUCCCCAGAACACUCUGUAAAUUGCAGCUAAAUAUUUGCAGUCAGGCAGCUGAGCUGCAUGUGGCAUGUCAGCCUUGCAAAAUUCUCCUUGCCCAGGAAAAGUGAAUUUCUGGAUAGGCAAGUAAAUACCCUCGAGGAAUUUCUCAAUACUGGAAAUCAUUGUGGGAAGAGGGAAACGUUUGUGCAACUUCACAGUACGAGGCUGAGGCUGAAUUGCAUCAUCAGCAGAUGGCGGAUCCAGACCUGUUGGAGGAAUCUUCUUCGCUCCUGGAUCCGAGUGAGGUGGGAAGAGGAGCCGCCUUACGACUUGGAUUUGUGGCUGGUGUGAUCAACCGUGAGAGAAUCCCUACAUUUGAGCGCAUGUUGUGGCGAGUGUGUCGAGGGAACGUAUUUCUGCGUCAGGCAGAAAUUGAAAACCCCCUGGAGGAUCCUGUAACGGGAGAUUAUGUGCACAAGUCUGUGUUUAUCAUCUUUUUCCAAGGUGACCAGCUGAAGAACAGAGUCAAGAAAAUUUGUGAAGGGUUCCGUGCCUCCCUUUAUCCCUGCCCAGAAACACCACAGGAAAGGAAGGAAAUGGCUUCUGGAGUCAACACUAGGAUUGAGGAUCUGCAGAUGGUGCUGAACCAAACAGAGGAUCAUCGCCAGAGAGUUCUACAGGCAGCUGCUAAAAACAUCCGCGUCUGGUUCAUCAAAGUGCGAAAGAUGAAGGCCAUCUACCAUACCCUGAACCUGUGCAACAUUGACGUGACUCAGAAGUGUCUCAUUGCUGAAGUCUGGUGCCCUGUUGCUGACCUCGAUUCCAUUCAGUUUGCUCUCAGAAGAGGCACGGAACACAGUGGAUCCACUGUCCCAUCCAUUCUGAAUAGGAUGCAGACCAACCAAACCCCUCCCACUUACAACAAAACCAACAAGUUCACUUCUGGAUUUCAAAACAUAGUAGAUGCAUAUGGCAUUGGAACUUACCGGGAGAUAAAUCCAGCUCCGUAUACAAUUAUCACUUUCCCCUUUCUGUUUGCUGUGAUGUUUGGAGACUUUGGCCAUGGAAUCCUGAUGACACUAAUAGCUAUGUGGAUGGUGCUUAGGGAAAGUCGCAUUUUGUCACAGAAGAAUGACAAUGAGAUGUUCAGCAUGAUUUUUAGUGGUCGCUACAUCAUUCUGCUAAUGGGAAUGUUCUCCACUUACACUGGUCUCAUCUACAACGACUGCUUCUCCAAAGCACUUAACAUGUUUGGCUCAUCAUGGAGCGUCCGGCCAAUGUUUACCAAUGCCAAUUGGACAGAUGAGCUACUUCACCGUGCCCCUGUCCUGCAGCUGGAUCCUGCAGUUCCUGGGGUCUUUGGUGGGCCAUAUCCCUUUGGCAUUGACCCAAUUUGGAAUAUCGCCAGCAACAAACUGACCUUCCUCAACUCCUUUAAGAUGAAGAUGUCUGUGAUUCUCGGCGUUAUCCACAUGCUUUUUGGUGUCACGCUCAGCCUUCUCAACCACAUUUACUUCAGGAAGCCACUGAAUAUCUACCUGGGGUUUAUUCCUGAGAUAAUUUUCAUGUUGUCUUUGUUCGGCUACCUCGUUAUCCUCAUUUUCUACAAGUGGACUGCCUAUGAUGCUCAUACCUCAAAGGAUGCACCAAGUCUUCUAAUCCAUUUCAUCAACAUGUUUCUCUUCUCCUAUGCUGAUCCUAGUAAUAAGAUGCUUUAUAAAGGGCAGCAAGGACUUCAGAGCUUCCUGGUGGUGAUCGCAUUUCUUUGUGUGCCCUGGAUGCUGGUAGUUAAACCCCUCGUCCUUCGCCGUCAGUACUUAUGGAGAAAGCAUUUGGAAGGGCAAUCCGUGGAGGGCCAAGUCAGCACAGUCCAGAACGAGCAGGCACUAGAAGCAGCAGCGGCUGCAACAGGAACUCACAACUUUGGUGGCAUCCGGGUGGGUAAUGGACCCACUGAAGAAGAUGCAGAGAUCAUUCAACAUGACCAGCUCUCUACCCAUUCUGAGGAAGGGGAGGAGUUUGAUUUUGGGGAUACCGUAGUUCAUCAGGCCAUCCAUACCAUUGAGUUCUGCCUGGGGUGCAUCUCCAACACAGCCUCCUACUUGCGCCUUUGGGCUCUGAGCUUGGCCCAUGCACAACUUUCUGAAGUGCUCUGGACCAUGGUGAUCCAUGUUGGCCUCAGUGUGAGGAGUCUAGCUGGCGGCUUUGGCUUGUUCUUCAUAUUUGCUGCUUUUGCAACCUUGACUGUUGCAAUCCUUCUGAUCAUGGAGGGGCUAUCGGCUUUCCUUCAUGCUCUCCGUUUGCACUGGGUUGAAUUCCAGAACAAGUUCUACUCUGGUACAGGAUUCAAGUUUCUCCCUUUCUCCUUUGACAGCAUCCGUGAAGGAAAGUUCGACGACUAGUCGUUUCCCCUGGCUUGAGCUGCUUGGAUGUUUGUUUGUGGUUUUUAGUUAGUUCCUAUCCCCAGCAUCUGUGUUGUGCGUAGCUUCCUUACAAUAACAUACUGCCUCUAAAAACGACUUACCACAGCAGAUUGCAGUACUUCAGAAGAGGAGUGGAGAGCCAUUGCAUCACACUCUGUAUUGAGUGUAAUUGAUGCUGGUUCACAGUCUCUUCUCUCUGUUCUAAGCAAACAGUGUGUUGUUGAAUGUGUUUACAGUAAGAGAUGUUGCAUAGGAAGUGUUUGGAGUUGAUGUAUUGUGUAUUUAUGAUAUUGUAUAGUACUUAGCUGCACAGCUGGCUUCUGUAGGGGAAAAUGCAACCUGUUGCACUAGAAACAGAUGAACAGGAGAAAAAUGGAGAAGCUUUUAUCUGUCCUUGUAACCUCUGAUUUAACCAAAUGAAAACCAUUGGUGCACAAAGGAACCUUUUUGGGUGAGCCAGGCAUUAUGUAUCCCAGAAUUCACCCCUCCCUUCCAUGCACGUGGGAGUCUUGUUUGUUCGUUCCAAGGUGUGUGUGUGUGUGUGGGGGGGGGUUAUGUGCAUUAAUUUGAUUGUCUCCUUUUGUACUGGGAGUAGUGGUCUCUGCUGAUCCUUCAUGCUGUGUGAUCUGCUAGCUUAAGGAAAUGAGGUGGUAAAGCAGGUUUCCCUCUCCCAGCUGAUAAGUAGCCUGUCUUUCAUCUGCAUUUCUCUGCUCAGUCUAUCACCUUACUCAAGCCUCAUGCUAUUAGAGGAGAAAAGAGAUAAUUAUUUUUUAUUCUCCAUUUGGGUGUUAAGACUUGGCCUACAAUUUGUCCAUCAUAGACUGAUCGUUUCACGUGGAGGUGGGUCCUCUAAGACCCUGGGUCUCCACUGCACCUUGUUUUAAUCAAGGCAGUGUGAUGUCCAGUGGUGCCAGGGCAAGAUGCUCUGAGUGAAGAAGAGUGCUUGCUUAACUCCCAUAGGACCCAACAGUCCCUCUGCCUUUAGUGCGCAGGAUAUGUUCCUGGAAACAUCCUCUGGAUGUCGUGUUCCAGUGAUCUUCCUCCCAGAGCGUUAUCAGUGUUGUUUGAUAGAACAGGAACUUGGCAGGGCCCUUAGGGCAUUCCUAGACAGGAGGGAAUGUUCUUCUGCCACAGUACUCCCAGCUCCAGCUGACCUAGAGAACAAAGCCUCAGUCUUGCAUCCCUUAGCACUGGUCAGUGCAGAGGUUGUGUGUUAGACUGGCUGCCUACAUGGUAUAGGUGGAACAGGUUAAGAACACCAAAGUAAUAUCAGUGGGGCAAAAUAGACGCUUGUGAAUGUUUUGGCUCUUACUAAAACUGCAGCCACUAACUGGUUUCUACCCAUCCAUCACCUGUGUAUAUGCAGAUAAUGAUAUUUCUGUGGUGUUCGACCUGACACUGCUGUCUUCUGAGAGCCUUGGAGGCAGUGGUCUACAUUCUGCUUGUGUUGAGGCCACAUCGCUUCUGUCAGCAUUUCUAUGCUUAGCAAUCUUGAAACCUGAGGUAGAAAAUUCUUAGCAUUUAGUAUGUCUUGGUUUCCAAAACGCUCUUGCUCUCUAGUGCUGACUCUCUGGGGCUAGGCUUUUUUAUUGAGUCUAUGGGAGCAUGCAGACACUGGGUACCACAGUAUACUGAAGUUUUCUGUGCAAAUUUUGUGCAGUUGACACUUAAAGUGUUUAAUGCAUAUGGGCAAUAGCACCAAAGAGUUUAGAAAUGUUUUAACAUGUUGUAUCGUAUUGGUGUUCUGGGCUUUUUGGCCAACUGAUUUCUCUUGUCGUGCAUAGGAAUUCAUGUUGUCCUUCCCCGCCCCACAUCCCUUAAUCUACAUAAGAUAAAACCCAUUAAAAUGGUUUCCAUGUAUGUAAAGUUUCAGUAAGAUCCCUCAGGUCAAUGGUUGCCUUUUCCUUUGCAGGGUGUGAAUACUUGCUUGCAUUCUGUCAUGGAAGUAGCCUCAGGAGUAGUGAUGUGUAGUGUCUGUCUGGUGUGAUCCACCACAAUAGGUACUCUCUGUGUCGUGUAUAUGUAUGUGUGUAUAAGUAGUCUCUAAACAAUAACUGGAAUCAAUUACAGCUGGCAAUCACAGGGGAAAAUACCAUUAAGUGCAGGUUUCUUCAAAAUGGCUUGAGAAAGGUGUGUCUGAUUGAGCACUUAAAGGAAAGCCUAGAUUGAGGUGGGGGAACUGGUAGGAUGGGGGUGUCUAACUUAUGACAUUGUCAAGUGGAGUGCAGGUCACAACGGGCAGAGUUCCUGGCAGUGCCAUGGCAUUGUGGGUGGGCAGCUCCAUGGUAAUUCACCCAAACUGUUUGUGUGUUGAUUCUUACUGUAUGUUUACAAUAAUGUAUUUUGAAAACUGCAAGGUGAAAUGAAGUCUGGUGUGUAGCUGGAGCAGUAACAGUAACUAACCCCACUGGCCAUAUUGGGGGGUGGGGCAGAACAUGUCACGGAUGUUUACUGUACAAAUUAAACUUUAAGUGGAGUGAAACA